AUGGAUUACCAGAAAGCAUUCGACUCUGUUCCGCAUCGUCGGCUACUGGCGAAGAUUUCGGCACUUGGGAUAAGAGGGAAGGUGCUGGAGUGGAUGAGGGACUUUUUAUCUGGAAGGAAACAGACAGUUGUAGUCAAUGGAAACAGGUCGGAAGAAGCCGAUGUCUGCAGCGGUGUUCCUCAAUGCUCUGUUCUUGGUCCGAUUCUCUUCGUCAUGUACAUUAAUGACCUGCCGCAGCAAGUAAAGACGAACGUGCGCAUGUUUGCAGACGACACUAAGCUAUUUGCUAGAACUGAUACCAGAGAGGGCACCGUGUGUCUCCAGGAAGACUUGGACCGGCUUCAGGAUUGGUCUGACAAAUGGCUGCUGAAGUUCCACCCAGAAAAGUGUAGCGUUAUCAAGCUGGGUGUACAGAAGUCGGAAGGAAAAUAUUUUAUGAGAAAGGGACAGGAACAGCAGCUUGAACUGAGGGAAAGUGGGGUGGAGAGGGACUUGGGAGUGAUGAUGGACUCUGGGCUGGUUUUCAAGGAGCACGUGGCCUAUUGCACCGCCAAAGCAAACAAGGUAGUCGGCAUAAUUCGCAGGUCAUUUGACCAUCUGACUGAGCAUACAUUUGUACAACUGUAUAAAAGUCUAGUCCGUCCGCUGCUGGAGUACGGACACUGUGUCUGGCAACCAUACCAUAAAACCCUGUGCAGCGACAUUGAGGAUGUGCAAAGGCGGGCAACGAAGCUCCUGGGUUCACUGAGGGACAAGCCUUACCCCGAGAGGCUGCGGUUGCUGAAACUACCUUGUCUGGAACACCGACGCUUGCGCGGCGACAUGAUCGAGGUUUACAAAUACCUGCACGGGUACUACAGCGUUCAGCACCCAACGUUCAUUAAGGCCACUACAACGCGACUCAGGGGUCACUCCAUGAAGCUGUAUAAGAGCAAAUAUCGGCUUAACGUGAGAGGAAACUUCAUUUCGCACAGGAUUGUCGACUCGUGGAAUGGCCUGCCUGAUAGUGUGGUCUCGGCUACAUCUGUGAACUCUUUUAAAAACUUACUUGACCAUCACUGGAGGGACCUGCCAUCACUAUAUAAGCCAGAAUGCCAGAAUUAG
Molecule: messenger RNA, 1104 nt
Organism: Hyalella azteca
Lineage: Eukaryota; Metazoa; Arthropoda; Malacostraca; Amphipoda; Hyalellidae
Product: RNA-directed DNA polymerase from mobile element jockey
Exons: 1
Coding region: 1-1104 (367 amino acids)
Source: RefSeq, a predicted model, not a curated record